Molecule: messenger RNA, 1836 nt
Organism: Ostrinia nubilalis (European corn borer)
Lineage: Eukaryota; Metazoa; Arthropoda; Insecta; Lepidoptera; Crambidae
Gene: Ir76b
Product: glutamate receptor ionotropic, delta-2
Exons: 11
Coding region: 179-1822 (547 amino acids)
Biological process (GO): modulation of chemical synaptic transmission; synaptic transmission, glutamatergic
Cellular component (GO): plasma membrane; postsynaptic density membrane
Molecular function (GO): transmitter-gated monoatomic ion channel activity involved in regulation of postsynaptic membrane potential; sodium channel activity; glutamate receptor activity
Source: RefSeq, a predicted model, not a curated record
UGUGACUCAUCAAAGUCAUCAUUGUCAAAAAUAUUGACAAAUCGAGAACUGUCACGGCCAAAAAACUGGCACGCGUCCGUCCUCCGUAAGCGCCACCGCGCGACUGAUUGAGAUUGUCCAAGCCGUCAUGGGCGAUUUUUUCCACAUUUUUUAACAUAUUGCCCGCUUUUAAAAUGCCAUGGCCACCGGAAUAGAAUUAAUUAUAUCGACAAUAUGCAAUGCUACGUUUUGCGAACCGGUGUACGACAACCCUGUAUUAAAGUCACACACAUCGUCGAAUUUGCAUCAGUAUCGAGAUUUAAUUAAGGAACUCAACGGAAAACAUCUGAAAAUUGGAACUUACAAUAACCGUCCUUUUAGCUGGGUGGAGCGAGGUGAGAAUGGCACGCUCAUCGGAAAUGGAGUAUCUUUCGUCCUCGUUGACAUUCUGCAGAAAAGAUUCAACUUCACGUAUGAAGUGGUGGUGCCCCAGAAAAACUUCGAGAUGGGCGGCGCCAAGCCGGAAGAUUCUCUGAUUGGUCUUGUUAAUAACAGCCAAGUGGACAUGGCAGCUGCAUUUCUGCCAAAGCUGACGAGGUUCCACGAGAAGGUUAGUUUCUCCUACGACUUGGAUGAAGGCAUCUGGGUUAUGAUGCUGAAAAGACCAAAGGAGUCCGCCGCGGGUUCAGGUCUACUAGCUCCGUUUAACAGCGCUGUCUGGUACCUGAUCCUCGUGGCAGUAUUGUCGUAUGGUCCCUGCAUCACUCUGCUGACCAAGCUGCGGUCUAGACUGGUUCCAGAUGGCGAGAAGUACAUCCCCAUGUCGCCUAGCUUCUGGUUCGUCUAUGGUGCCUUCAUCAAGCAGGGGACCAACCUUGCACCUGACGCUAAUACAACCCGAGUUUUAUUCACAACCUGGUGGAUCUUCAUAAUCCUGCUCUCCGCGUUCUACACGGCGAACCUGACUGCCUUUCUCACCCUUUCCAAAUUCACUCUGGACAUCGAGAACCCUCAAGACUUGUAUAAGAAGAAUUAUAGAUGGGUGUCUGCGGAAGGUGGCGCGGUGCAGUAUGUUGUUUCCAGUCCCAACGAAGUCCUUUACUACCUCAGCCGUAUGAUAUCCACCGGACGGGCUGAGUUUCGUUCCAUGACCAGUUUGUACGACUACCUUCCUCUUGUGAACGGUGGGGCUGUAUUGGUCGAAGAACGGGUCGGGAUCGACGAGCUAAUGUAUGGAGACUACCUCAGAAAGGCAAGGGAUGGCGUCGCGGAAACAGACAGAUGCACCUACGUCAUAGCUCCCAAUUUCUUCAUGAAGAAGCUGAGGGGAUUCGCGUAUCCUAAAAACAGCAAGUUGACUGUUAUCUUCGAUUCUGUCUUAACAUACGUCCUACAAGCCGGCAUAGUGGACUUCCUGGAACACAGAGACUUGCCCAGCACGAAGAUAUGUCCCCUGGAUCUACAGUCGAAGGACCGGCAACUUCUGAACAGUGAUCUUCUGAUGACGUAUAUGAUCAUGUUCACUGGGCUCGCUGCUGCUAUUGCCGUAUUUAUUGGAGAGGUCAUCGUCAAACGCUACAUCAUCAAGGAUUCGAAGAGCAACAAAUCAAAACGCAAGAAAACCAAGUUCCAGAAGAAUCCUCGUUUUUACAAUUAUGAUGACAGCAGACCUCCGCCCUACGACUCCAUUUUUGGGCGGAGCCCUAAGAUCAAGGUGAACGCUGCCACAAAAACAAAGAUCAUCAACGGCCGGGAGUACUUGGUGAUUGACGCUGCUAACGGGGACACACGGCUCAUACCAGUGAGGACUCCAUCGGCAUUCUUGUAUCGGCUUGAUAGAUAGAUAUUCUGGACAGA